This is a messenger RNA of Psylliodes chrysocephalus, 327 nucleotides long. The record is from the annotation of a GenBank genome assembly. NCBI's taxonomy places the organism in Eukaryota, Metazoa, Arthropoda, Insecta, Coleoptera, Chrysomelidae.
AUGCCUGGUACUUUUUAUGUGUCUGAUCAGUUUAUUACACUGAUAAGAGUUACCAAAAAAAAAGAAGCUCCAUAUUUGGUCCGCGAGUUAACGCAUAAGGAUUUUAUAGACGUUAAACAACUAACUGCAGAUAUUGAUUCUAAUUUUACUACCAACAGUAAUGGAGAGUCUGUUCUAUUACGCAAAAUUAAAAUGAUAAAAGUGGAAAAACACAAACCAUUUUUGUAUUUUUAUAAAACAUCCACUCAGAUGAUGGAGGCAAUAACUGGAAAACCGUUAACGAUAAACAAAUCAAACGUAAGAGCCAAUACUAAACAAUGCUCAUAA